AUGUGCUUCAACUUCCGAACAUUGAUCAACAACCAGGCCAGUAAAAUUUGUAUGUGCUACAGGCUACAUGUUGCACGGUUUCAUCCUUUGAGGUUGCUGCUUAACUUUAGCACAUCACUUACACCAAGUUGCAUCACAAAAGUAUUGUUAACCUCAAGCACUCCAGUUUUACUCCAGGUGGAGAGCAUCAAUAGCUACACAAAUGACCCAGAUCAAGAACACAAGAUCACACAAGACUGA
Molecule: messenger RNA, 240 nt
Organism: Hansenula anomala
Lineage: Eukaryota; Fungi; Ascomycota; Saccharomycetes; Phaffomycetales; Wickerhamomycetaceae
Exons: 1
Coding region: 1-240 (79 amino acids)
Source: RefSeq, a predicted model, not a curated record